Molecule: messenger RNA, 1662 nt
Organism: Lodderomyces theae
Lineage: Eukaryota; Fungi; Ascomycota; Pichiomycetes; Serinales; Debaryomycetaceae
Exons: 1
Coding region: 1-1662 (553 amino acids)
Biological process (GO): endonucleolytic cleavage in ITS1 to separate SSU-rRNA from 5.8S rRNA and LSU-rRNA from tricistronic rRNA transcript (SSU-rRNA, 5.8S rRNA, LSU-rRNA)
Cellular component (GO): nucleolus; 90S preribosome
Source: RefSeq, a predicted model, not a curated record
AUGCCUAGAAAGAAAUCAGCAGCCAAAAAGGCUAAGGAGGAAGCUUUAAAACAAUCUGAAGUUGGUUCCACAGCAGCUGACAAUAAAAUUGCCGUUCCAAAGACAACAGCGAAUGAUGCUGUUUCUGAAUUCGCAUCGGAAUCAGAAUCAUCCGAUGAUGAGGAAGAGGAGGAGGACGAGUAUGGAGACUUGAUCACCGAUGAAGUUGAGCAGGGAAUUAACCAAGUUUUGUCCAAAAUACGAUCAGAUCCAAAGUCACUUCUUGACCCCAAUGUGAAAUUUUUCAAGGACCCCGAAUCAGAUGAUAUACUUGUCAAAAAGCAAGGCGAGAAGCCAAUGUUUUUGAAAGAUUACCAUCGCCAGAACUUAAUCGAUGGAUCGUACAAAGAGUUUGAUGAGAAUGAGACAGUAGACGGUGCAAAGUCGUUUGCCUCUGAACAAAAAGAAGAGAGGGAUAAAUUGUUGAAUGAUAUUAAUCAAGCUUUCGAUUACGAGGAAGGUGACGAUGAAGAUGAAGGCGAUGGCUUUUUGAAGAAAAAGGAGAAGAAAGAAGAGGCUAAAGAAACACCUCAAAGUAUGCCCGAUCCUGAAAAGGACCAAAAUGCUUUCCUUUCAGCCUUCUUGGAUCAAAAGGCGUGGGUACCCAAAGAAGGAGAUAAGGUGAUUGACCUUGAUCAAAUUGAUAGGAAUGACGAAGAGGAUUUCGAUAACGCGGUCGAAGAUUUCGAGCAAGCCUAUAAUUUCAGAUACGAGGAUGCUAAUUCAACUGAGAUUAUUUCGUAUGCAAGAAACCAAGCUACAUUGCGAAGAUCAAAGACGAAUUCUCGUAAAAGGGCUAGAGAAAAGGCCCACGAGGAAAAGAAGAAAGCUGAAGAACAUAAGGCUGAGUUGUUGAGGAAAAAGAAGACGACGAAAUUGAACAAGGUUGUGGAUCGAUUAGCAAAGAUCAAAGAGGCAGUUGGAAGCGAAGUUAGCGACGAAGUCAUUCAGAAAGUUUUUGGAGACUCACUACUAAAUGAAGACUUUGAUGAUGCUGAUUGGGAUAACAAAAUGGCAGAGAUAUUCAAUGAACUGUAUUAUGGAGCCGAAGUUGAAAAACCAACAUGGGACGACGAUAUAAUGGAUGGAUUCGGAGCGGACUCAGACAAAGAAGGUGACGUGGAGGCAAACAUGGACGCUGAUGAGGAGCCACCAAAGAAGAAGGCAAAGAAAGAGAAAUUGAAAGAAAAGAGCACUUUGAAGAAGGAAAAGGAGUCUUUGCGAACUAAAGCGCAGGAGAUUAUUGAAGCAAAUACGCUCAAGUUGCAGGAAGAAGUCGAAGAAGAGGAGGAGAGGGGUCGCAAGAAAGAUGCAGGAGAAUUGAAGUUCAAAUAUCGUGAAGUCUCACCUGAGUCAUUUGGUUUGUCCACAAGAGAAAUUCUACUCGCUGAUGACAAGCAGUUAAACAGUUUUAUUGGAAUCAAGAAGUUUGCUCCUUAUAGACCAAAGGAGCUACGUCUUAAAGAUAAACGGAAGUACACCAAGAAGAAGCACUUACAAGAGUGGAGAAAGGAAACUUUCAAAAACUUGCGUACUCCAAAAGAUGCAAAAGAUGAUGAAGUGUGGAUUCCAGCCGAGGAUGCGGCGGACCGUAAAUCCAAGAAACGUAGCCACAAAAAGUAA